UUUCAAGACCGUGAGAGGUAGAUGGCCAACCAGAGUUCCUAAGGUUCGAAGCCUGUAACUGCUGCCGCCGCUUAAGCCUGCCAAAACACUGGUACGGCUGCCGCACUCUUCUUACUACCUCUAGAAACAUUCUUGCCAGUAGUGGCGGCAGCGGGUCAAUUACCCUCCUCUCGUUCUCCUUCAAGAAGCUCCAGAUGGCGUCUUCCGUGGGCAACGUGGCCGACAGCACAGAACCAACGAAACGUAUGCUUUCCUUCCAAGGGUUAGCUGAGUUGGCACAUCGAGAAUAUCAGGCAGGAGAUUUUGAGGCAGCUGAGAGACACUGCAUGCAGCUCUGGAGACAAGAGCCAGACAAUACUGGUGUGCUUUUAUUACUUUCAUCUAUACACUUCCAGUGUCGAAGGCUGGACAGAUCUGCUCACUUUAGCACUCUGGCAAUUAAACAGAACCCCCUUCUGGCAGAAGCCUAUUCGAAUUUGGGGAACGUGUACAAGGAAAGAGGGCAGUUACAGGAAGCAAUUGAGCACUACCGGCACGCACUGCGUCUCAAACCAGAUUUCAUCGAUGGUUAUAUUAACCUGGCAGCCGCAUUGGUAGCAGCAGGUGACAUGGAAGGGGCAGUACAAGCUUACGUCUCUGCUCUUCAGUACAAUCCUGAUUUGUACUGUGUUCGCAGUGACCUGGGGAACCUGCUCAAAGCCCUGGGUCGCUUGGAAGAAGCCAAGGCAUGUUAUUUGAAAGCAAUUGAGACGCAACCGAACUUUGCAGUAGCUUGGAGUAAUCUUGGCUGUGUUUUCAAUGCACAAGGAGAGAUUUGGCUUGCAAUUCAUCACUUUGAAAAGGCUGUCACCCUUGACCCCAAUUUUCUGGAUGCUUAUAUCAAUUUAGGAAAUGUCUUGAAAGAGGCACGGAUAUUUGACAGAGCUGUGGCAGCUUACCUUCGUGCCCUAAGCUUGAGUCCAAAUCAUGCAGUGGUGCACGGCAACCUGGCUUGUGUAUACUAUGAGCAAGGCCUGAUAGAUCUGGCAAUAGACACCUACAGGCGAGCUAUUGAACUGCAACCACAUUUCCCUGAUGCCUACUGCAACCUAGCCAAUGCACUCAAAGAGAAGGGCAGUGUUGCCGAAGCAGAAGAUUGUUAUAAUACAGCUCUCCGGCUGUGUCCCACCCAUGCAGACUCUCUGAAUAACCUAGCCAAUAUCAAAAGAGAACAGGGAAACAUUGAAGAGGCUGUUCGCUUAUAUCGUAAAGCAUUGGAAGUCUUCCCAGAGUUUGCUGCUGCUCAUUCAAAUUUAGCAAGUGUACUGCAGCAGCAGGGAAAACUUCAGGAAGCUCUGAUGCAUUAUAAGGAGGCUAUUCGAAUUAGUCCUACCUUUGCUGAUGCCUACUCGAACAUGGGAAACACUCUAAAGGAGAUGCAGGAUGUUCAGGGAGCUUUGCAGUGUUACACUCGUGCCAUUCAGAUUAACCCUGCGUUUGCAGAUGCCCACAGCAAUUUGGCUUCCAUUCAUAAGGAUUCAGGGAAUAUUCCAGAAGCGAUUGCUUCCUACCGCACUGCUCUGAAACUGAAGCCUGAUUUUCCUGAUGCUUAUUGUAACUUGGCUCAUUGCCUGCAGAUUGUCUGUGACUGGACAGACUAUGAUGAGCGAAUGAAGAAGUUGGUCAGUAUUGUGGCUGACCAGCUAGAGAAGAACAGGUUGCCUUCUGUGCACCCUCAUCAUAGUAUGCUAUACCCUCUUUCUCACGGCUUCAGGAAGGCUAUUGCUGAGAGGCAUGGAAACCUCUGCUUGGAUAAGAUUAAUGUCCUUCAUAAACCACCAUAUGAACAUCCAAAAGACUUGAAGCUUAGUGAUGGUCGGCUGCGUGUAGGAUAUGUGAGUUCUGACUUUGGGAAUCAUCCUACUUCUCACCUUAUGCAGUCUAUUCCAGGCAUGCACAAUCCUGAUAAAUUUGAGGUAUUCUGUUACGCCCUGAGCCCAGAUGAUGGCACAAACUUCAGAGUGAAAGUGAUGGCAGAAGCCAAUCAUUUCAUUGAUCUCUCUCAGAUUCCAUGCAAUGGAAAAGCAGCUGAUCGCAUCCAUCAGGAUGGCAUACACAUCCUUGUAAAUAUGAAUGGUUAUACCAAGGGUGCUCGAAAUGAACUCUUUGCUCUCAGGCCUGCUCCUAUUCAGGCCAUGUGGCUGGGAUACCCUGGGACUAGUGGUGCACUUUUCAUGGACUACAUCAUCACUGAUCAGGAAACGUCACCAGCUGAAGUUGCUGAGCAGUAUUCUGAGAAACUGGCUUAUAUGCCCCAUACUUUCUUUAUUGGUGAUCACGCUAAUAUGUUCCCUCACUUGAAGAAAAAAGCAGUCAUCGAUUUUAAGUCCAAUGGUCACAUCUAUGAUAAUCGGAUUGUUCUUAAUGGCAUCGACCUCAAAGCAUUUCUUGAUAGUCUGCCGGAUGUGAAAAUUGUCAAGAUGAAGUGUCCUGAUGGAGGAGACAAUGGUGACAGCAGUAAUACAGCUCUUAAUAUGCCUGUUAUUCCUAUGAAUACCAUUGCGGAAGCAGUUAUCGAGAUGAUUAACAGAGGGCAAAUUCAGAUAACAAUUAAUGGGUUCAGUAUUAGCAAUGGACUAGCAACUACCCAGAUCAACAAUAAAGCUGCCACUGGAGAAGAGGUUCCUCGUACCAUCAUUGUAACCACACGUUCUCAGUAUGGGUUACCAGAAGAUGCCAUUGUGUACUGUAAUUUUAAUCAGUUAUACAAAAUCGACCCUUCUACUUUGCAGAUGUGGGCAAAUAUUCUAAAGCGUGUUCCCAAUAGUGUGCUGUGGCUGUUGCGGUUUCCAGCAGUAGGAGAACCUAAUAUUCAACAGUAUGCGCAAAACAUGGGCCUUCCCCAAAACCGUAUCAUUUUUUCACCUGUUGCUCCUAAAGAGGAACAUGUCAGGAGAGGCCAGCUGGCUGAUGUCUGCCUGGACACUCCCCUUUGUAAUGGACACACCACAGGGAUGGAUGUUCUCUGGGCAGGAACACCCAUGGUCACUAUGCCAGGAGAGACUCUUGCUUCUCGUGUUGCAGCUUCCCAGCUCACUUGUUUAGGUUGUCUUGAGCUUAUUGCUAAAAAUAGACAAGAAUAUGAAGACAUAGCUGUGAAACUGGGAACUGACCUAGAAUACCUGAAGAAAAUUCGUGGCAAAGUGUGGAAGCAGAGAAUAUCUAGCCCUCUGUUCAACACCAAACAAUACACAAUGGAACUAGAGCGGCUCUAUCUACAGAUGUGGGAGCACUAUGCAGCUGGCAACAAACCUGAUCACAUGAUUAAGCCUGUUGAAGUCACUGAGUCGGCCUAAAUAAAGACUAUGCACAGGAGAUUGCCCCUAUACCUGAGCCUCAACCUUCUGGGGAAAGGGAACUAGAUAAUGUACUUUUGCUUAUCUGUACGGUAUCAUGUUGCAGAUGGGUGACAAACGAUAAUAGAAUAGCACAGCCAGACUUGCUUCCUGCGUGAUAGGGAGAGACACGAGAUGGGAAACUGCUGUUCCACAAGGAAUCUACACAGAAUUUUGCAGCAACCAGGUGGUGCAUAGGUCUGGAAGGUCUGAUCUCCCUUGGUCUUCCAUGGGAUGGUUAGUGUGGAGGGGAGAUACAGAUUGUCCAGCUGUUUUGUGAUUCCAUGGAUUGAUUGAGUCUUCUGAAUUAAUUUUUUUCUUUAUACUUUGGGUAUUGGAGCUUUUAAAAAUGUUUGGUUUCAGGUAUUUUUAUUCAUGUGAAGUGUAUAUGAUUCUCUUGAGAUAAGGUUUUAAGCUAAAAUGUUGCUCCUUGUUUUAGUUUCUGAACUCUACAAAUUAAUGGGGACUUUGCUGGUGUAGUCUUUUUUAUAGGUUUUAUAAACCACUUGAGCCUAUAUCAGUCGUUUUAGUGUCUGACCUAAUGUUUGGAGCUAUCAGUGCUUUGUUGGUUUAGAUGAUGACUCAAAAAUUUUUUUCUGGUCCGUUUCCCAUUUCCUUCCCUUCCCUUCCCCUCCUUUAAAGUUUCUCCUAUAACUCAGCUAACAAAACGAAGUCUGAUUUUAAAUAUCCCAGAGUGUUUCUCUUAAACACAUCAUCUGGUGCCAAAUGAAAAUUCUUAGGAGUGAUUAUUAAUUAUGCAGGGCAUAGUUGUGGUACUGUCAUUGAUAAUAAUAUAGAUUUUUGGGGGGCCUAGUUUUGACCUAUUUCACCAGUGUUUUACCUUUGACUGCCCCUCUAUGCUGCUUCCAAAAGUGAUAGUGUGUGAUAAGAUUUUU
Enhydra lutris kenyoni (northern sea otter) is the source of this 4270-nucleotide messenger RNA. Its product is annotated as O-linked N-acetylglucosamine (GlcNAc) transferase. Gene Ontology annotation, biological process: protein O-linked glycosylation. Gene Ontology annotation, molecular function: protein binding; protein N-acetylglucosaminyltransferase activity. The transcript is spliced from 22 exons. Lineage: Eukaryota; Metazoa; Chordata; Mammalia; Carnivora; Mustelidae. The record is from RefSeq and is a predicted model, not a curated record. Bases 195 to 3335 code for a protein of 1046 amino acids.